This is a messenger RNA of Diatraea saccharalis (sugarcane borer), 1302 nucleotides long. NCBI's taxonomy places the organism in Eukaryota, Metazoa, Arthropoda, Insecta, Lepidoptera, Crambidae. The record is from the annotation of a GenBank genome assembly.
AUGGAAACUAAUCCUGGUAAGCCGGAGACUCUUUGUCACGUUUGUGGCGACAAGGCAUCGGGCAAGCAUUAUGGCGUGCCAUCAUGUGAUGGCUGCAGAGGAUUCUUCAAAAGAAGCAUCAGACGAAAUCUCGACUAUGUUUGUAAGGAAAAUGGACGGUGUGUCGUGGAUGUAACCCGUCGUAACCAAUGUCAGGCCUGCCGGUUUUCCAAGUGCUUAAGAGUGAACAUGAAGAAAGAUGCGGUGCAACAUGAACGAGCACCGCGGCCAGCAGUGACGGCGGCUCAUCAUCAAUUAACUCUCCAGAAGCUGGGUUACAGCCUCAACCGACAACAGGCGUUCUUCCCCACUCCCACACCUCUCACAUUCAGCGGUUUUCCCCCUCUCCAUACCUACAGUCAUCUCGCCCACCCACCGGAUGCCUCAUCUAAUGUACACACCUCCUUUUUAGAAACUUCCUUUCAAGGCUUCCCCACUUCGAGACUUCCCGAAACGUUGCCGACGGACAUGGCCCAACUCAAUCCACUGCUCAACUCUCAAAUCGGACCGCUCAAUACAAUGAGUCCGUUCAAGAUACCUCUUUUCUCAAAUACGUUGCCCUAUCCACUUCCACAUCAUGGAUAUUUCCCGACUAAUAUUUUCUAUCCGCCCAUGAUAUCGAACGAGAGUCCCGCGACGGUGGUGAUGCAAUCGAUGAGUAGAGAUCAAGCUCAUGGAAGUAAUCCUUCAAAACUGUCAUUACCAUUCGAACACACUGAUAAACCCGACUCUCAACUAUCCGAAAAAAUUAAGGAGGAUGAAGUUUCAAGUUCAGAAGAAGCUUUUGUAAGGGAAUGUUCUCCUGAAGAUGUCAGCAAAGAUGGUAUCAUGGCAACACAACUACAUUCCAAGCGACCAAACUUUAAAGAUGAAUUAGGAAAACUAAGUAUUCUACUGCAACGGAUAUGUCAAUGUAGAUUAGAUAAAUCUGAAUAUGACUGGUUGAAAUCUGCACUAUUGUUUCGUACAGGUAAAUUAGAAAGGAAUGAUCACAAGGAUCCAUUUAGUUUGUUUCUAUUUAUAGACGCAGUGGACGGCCCUUCAACAUCGCAAAUAGAAAACGUACAGGAGCAAACGCUUUUGCUGUUACAAAAGCAUUGUUCAACCAAGGACUCGACGCGCUUGGGGCGGAUUAUGAUGCUGCUGCCCAGCAUAUGUUCUUUCGCGAAUCAGAGCUUUCUACAGAAUUUACUUUUUCCUUCCACUUCUAUAGACGAAGUUAAUGCAACUUUAACGAGAAUACUGAUGUUUACCACGACGUAA